Anolis sagrei ordinatus is the source of this 3312-nucleotide messenger RNA. Its product is annotated as ras GTPase-activating protein 4-like. Gene Ontology annotation, biological process: regulation of GTPase activity; intracellular signal transduction. The record is from RefSeq and is a predicted model, not a curated record. Lineage: Eukaryota; Metazoa; Chordata; Lepidosauria; Squamata; Anolidae.
GCUGUCUGCCUUGCUUGGCCGUGGUGGGCUGGCCAUGGCCGGGCCCAGGAGCUCCCUCUUCAUCCGCGUCGUGGAAGCCAAGAACCUGCCGGCCAAGGACAUUACCGGCAGCAGCGACCCAUACUGCAUUGUGAAAAUUGACAACGAAGCCAUCAUCAGGACGGCAACAGUGUGGAAAACUCUGUUUCCUUUCUGGGGUGAAGAGUACGAGGUCCACGUCCCGCCCACUUUCCGUUGUGUCUCCUUUUACGUCAUGGACGAAGACGCCUUGAGCCGAGAUGAUGUCAUCGGGAAGGUCGACCUCACGCAACGCCUCUUAGCUGAACUUCCAAAAGGGCAGAGCGGAUGGGUGAACCUGUCGGAAGUGGAUCCAGACGAAGAGGUUCAAGGGGAGAUCCACCUCCGGAUGGAGAUCCUGGGCAGGAAGCUGCGCUGCACCGUCUUCGACGCCAGGGAUUUGGCUCGGAAAGACCGUAACGGGGCCUCCGACCCCUUUGUCCGCAUUCAGUAUAAUGGCAAAACGCAGGAAACUUCGGUGGUGAAGAGGUCUUGCUUUCCCCGCUGGAACCAGACUUUUGACUUCGACCUGGAGGAGGAUUCCUUUGCAGCCGAGGAGAAGCGCUUCUGCGCCAUUGAAGUCUGGGACUGGGAUCUUGCCCGUAGGAACGACUUCCUGGGGAAAGUGGUGUUUGAUAUCCAAAGGUUGGAGGCCGUUCUGCGGGAAGAAGGCUGGUUCCUGCUCCGGCCGGAGAAAAACAAGCGCAACCCGGAACAGGCCCACCUGGGAUCUUUGCACCUUCAGGUCCAGCUCCGCCAGGAGGUGCUGCUCCCUGCCAUUCACUACCAGCCUCUGGUCGAACUGCUCUGCCAGGAAGUCCAAGACGGAGCAAAGGGCUUCCCGGUCCCGGUCCUGACCCUGAUUGAGGAGACGACGACCUCUGAGCGCCGGCAGGAAGUGUCCGCCACCCUGGUCAAGCUCUUCCUGAGCCACGGCCUGGCCACAGAGUUCCUGGGCCUCCUCUUCCAGAUGGAGCUGGAGAGAACCCCCGAGGCCAACACCUUGUUCCGCAGCAACUCCCUCGCCUCCAAGGCAAUGGAGUCCUUCCUGAAGGUGGUGGGGCUGCCAUACCUGCACGGGGUGCUGGGCCCGACCGUCCGCCACGUCUUUGAAGAGAAGCGAUAUGUGGAACUUGAUCCCAACAAAGUGGAGGCGAAGGAGGUUGGGUGCUCCAGCCUGCAGCGGGUGCCGAGCGAGAACCAGAUGAUAGAUCAGAGCGCCCACGCACUGCGCACUUACCUCUCUGGUUUGCUUUCCGCCGCAUGCGCCUCCGCCGGAGCGUGUCCUCCACUCCUACGCAAGGCCUUCCGCAUCCUCAGCCAGGCCGUCCAAGAACGCUUCCCGGAAGAGGAACACCAGGACAUGAGAUUGGUGGCCGUCACCAGCUUCCUCUGCCUACGCUUCUUCUCCCCGGCCAUCUUGGCCCCAAAGCUCUUCCACCUCUGGCCGAAGCAUCCCGAUGCGCGCACCGGGCGCACACUCCUCCUCCUGGCCAAGGCGGUGCAGAGCGUGGGCAACCUGGAGGCCGGAGGGGCCCGAGGGGCCAAGGAAGCCUGGAUGCGGCCCCUGCAGCCCUCCAUCCGGGAAGGGGCCAGCCAGAUGAGGGCCUUCAUCCUCCAACUCAUCCAGGAAGAGCCGGACCUGCAGGGGGCGCCGCUCCCCUUCCCAGCAGCAAAGGAGGGGCCCUUAUUCCUCCACAGGCAAAAAGGCAAAGGGCCACUCCACCCUUCCUCCACCUCCUCCUCCUGCUCCUCCUCCUCCUCAAAGGAGAAGCUCUACUUCUCCUUCAGCAGUGAAGCCCUCUGUUGCUCCAAGGGGCCCGACUCCCAGAAAAGCCCCUUCCUGCCCUUGGCUGACAUCCUGGCCGCAGAGAAGGUGGACGAGAAGAGCUUCGGCAGCGCCAACGUCCUGCAGGUCAUCUACGCCAACGCCGCCGGAGGAGCCGACACCGCCUACCUGCAGUGCAAGUGCGUGACCGAGCUGCACCAGUGGCUGUCUGCCUUGCGCAAGGCCUGCGCCCGCAACCCGGCCAAGCUGUGCGCCUACCACCCGGGCCUCUUCCGCGGGGACAAGUGGAGCUGCUGUCUCCAAAGGGACCGCGACGGUGUGGGCUGCGACAAAACUCGGCAUGGCGUGACCCUGCGGGAGUGGAGCGACCCCCUGGACCCCCAUCUGGAGGCCCACCUGCUUUUCCGGCACUUGGUUGCCGCCACAGCCCAGGCACCCAGUGGGGAAAAGUCUAUGGAACUGUUGGCUCUAGAAAAUGGGGAAAACUUUCCUUCAAAGCAAGAUGCUGACCCUGUGACUGGGAGGCUUUUCGGGAUCCUGUGGGAUCUGGAAGAGAUCCACUCCCGGGAGCGGACCCAGAACAGCCCUCCUUCGGCCGCCCUCCAGGUCUGACGGAAAGGACACCGGAACCAUAGGAAGGGGCCCCCAAAGGCCAUCCAGCCCAGCCCCUUCCGCCAUAAAGACAGCAUGACAAUGAUAUCACUCCUAUCAUCGGAGCCCCUCAGUGGACACUCUAGCUGCCUUUGGGGUUCUUAGGACACCUCCAAAGUCAUGUAGCCAGCAUGACUGCAUGGAGCGCCGUUACCUUCCCACUGGAGCCGUACCUAUUUAUCUACGCACAUUUGCAUGUUUUUGAACUGCUAGGUUUGUAGAAGCUGGGGCUGACAGUGGAAGCUCACGCCGCUCCCCACGUUCGAACCUGCAACCUUUCGGUCAACAAGUUCAGCAGCUCAGUGGUUUAAUCCUCUGCGGGCUCCCUUGCUCCCUUUAUUAGGAAAAGCCUAUUAAACAUUAAAUUGUGUUACGAUUUUACAAAUUUAGUACCAAAACAUCACGUUUUACAACAAAUUGAGGAAAAAAAAUAGUUCAGUACACAGUAAUGUUAUAUAGUAAAUAAUUUAUUUAUGAAUUUAGCACCAAAACAUCACAAUGUAUUGGAACAGCUGUGGAUCUGGGUGGGAGGCAGAUUGCAUUGGAUGAUACAGAGCGAAGCUUGGAUAAUCGAGACUCUACUGUAUGUGUGUGUGUAUAUAUAUAUAUGUGGAAUCCUUUUAUAAUUUGAAAUAUUUACAAGCCAUUUUUUAAAUAUCGCAGGUACAAAUCAUAUUAACAAUGGAGUCAUAGCAUUAUGAUGACUUGUACUGCUAUAGCUUCUUUUUGAAUUAUCACAGUCACUUUGUUAUAUCCUUAAGAGAACAUAUUAUCCAGAUACGUGGAGAUUGUGUAUAAAAAAUUAACACAGUGAU